CGCCUCUAUCGCCACCGUGUGGACUGGUGCGUACACGCGUUAAAUAAGAUUUGUCUCAACGAGGAAAUGGACCAACAUCACAUCGAAAGCCUCAGAAGGCACUAGAGGGCAACUUGGGCCUGGUAGGCUGUCGUGAUUGGUCGUUGUGGCGGCGGGACCGUUGUUGUGUGUGAGCUGGUCUCCUUGUUUUCGUUCGCAACCUUUUCAGUCCAGCAGAAGCUAGUAAGUCCCAAGAGACCAAAGAGUGCAUAUGUGUGCUGACCAAUGGGGGACAGCGAUGAUGAAUUCGACAGGAGGCGGCGAGACAAGUUCCGAAGAGAGCGAAGUGACAUGGAGCGAUCUCGCGAGCGAGAAGAGAGGCGCCGCGAUGACUGGCCAGACAGGGACUGGGAGCGCGGCAGAGAGAGAAGACGGGACUACGAUCGCGGUCGCAGAGAGAGGUUUUCGCCGCCAAGACAUAUGAGCCCUCAGCACAAGCGCAUGAGGAGAGACUGGGAUGACCACCGGGGUGAGCCAUACCGCUUCGAGCAGCCCUUUGGAGGAGGCGGAGCUCUGUUCCCAAGGGUGGGACCUCAGGGCUGGCCGCCAGACAUCCCCCAACUGCCCAUGCAUCAUGGAGCUCACCCACUUCAGGGCAGGUUGGCGAUGGUCGAUCCUGACCUGCCGCCCCCGGGACCCCCGACCAUGAGGAGUUUCAAGGACUUCCUACUAAACACAGAGGACAGCGUUGAUGAGACGGAGGCGGUGAAGCGCUACAAUCAGUACAAAGUGGACUUCCGACGCCAGCAGCUGCAGGACUUCUUCGUCCAGCACAAAGAGGAGGAGUGGUUCCGCUCCAAGUACCACCCUGAAGACAUCACAGCCCGGAAGGCGGAGUCCUUGGCCGCUCUCAAACACCGUCUGGACGUGUUUCUCUUUCUGUGGGACAACAAGUGGCUGGAGGAUAUGUCGUUGGACAUGGAGCACACCACUGCCAUCAUCAAAGUGCUGGACGCAGCCGUCAUCAAAAUGGAGGGCGGCACAGACUUGGACCUGAAGGUGCUCGAGCCCAGCGGGGAGCACGCCAGCGGCGGUGGAGGCAAUUCGGUGGCGAGUCCGAGUAAGGAGCCGGCUGGCGGCGAGGCGGGGAAGACCCGAAGUGAGGUGAGAAUACAAUUUUGCAGAAUUAAAAUACGAGUAAAUGGCGCUGACGAUUUCACGCCUCAGAAGGAUGAGGACGCCAAGCACAAUGGGGAAGACGAGGACGAGGAAGAGGAGGAGAAGGAGCAGAAGGAAGAAAAGGAGGCCAAGAAAGGCCGAAAGAGGAAGCGCAGCAUGUCGGCUGACAGCGGCGAAGGCUCGGCCUCCGACUCCUCGCACUCCGACGGCGAGAAGGAGCCCGCGUUGCCGGCCGUUCCCCGGCCGCUGCACCUCACCACCUCACUCUUCAUCAGGAGCGUCCCGCCAGACGCCUCCAAAGAAGAGAUCGCUGCAAUGUGUCGCAGGUACUCGGGCUUUCUGCGGGUGGCGCUGUCAGACCCUCAGCCAGAGAGGGGGUUCUUCCGACGGUGCUGGCUGACGUUCGACCGCGGCGUCAACAUCAAGGAGACCUGCUGGAACUUGCAGAAUAUUCGGCUCCGAGACUGCGAGCUGUCUCCGGUGGUCAACCGCGACUUGUGUCGGCGCGUCCGCAGCGUCAACGGGCUGACUCAGCACAAACCCGUGGCCAGGAACGACGUCCGCCUGGCCGCCAGGCUGGUGCAUACGCUGGACCAAAGGGCGGAGCUUUGGCAGGAACAGAUGAACACCAACCCUGUCUUGAAGAACAUCACCGAUUACCUCAUUGAGGAGGUGAGUGCCGAAGAGGAGGAGCUGACGGGCGGUGAGGCGGGCGACGCCAAAGACACCGCCUCCUCCGAGGUUACAGUGGAGACGGAUAAAACCUUGUUAAAGGUGCUGGACACACUGCUGAUCUACUUGCGUGUGGUCCACUCGCUGGACUAUUACAACUUCUGCCAGUACCCCGCCGAGGACCACAUGCCUCAUCGCUGUGGACUGAUCCAUGUGCGAGGGCCUUUGCCUGUGGCCAAGAUCACUGCGACCGAAGUGACUGAACACCUGAAGAUGUGCGAGGAGCGUCUGGCUCCUCUGCUGAGUCCGCCCGAAGUGUUGAGUGCAGACGAUGCCGCGCGCCUGGGAAGGAAAGACCCGGAACAGGAAGUGGAGAAGUUCCUGGCGGCCAAUACUCAGGAGCUCAGCAAAGACAAGUGGCUGUGUCCUCUGAGCGGCAAGAAGUUUAAGGCACCCGAGUUUGUCCGCAAACACAUACUCAACAAACACGGCGACAAGGUGGACGCCGUCAGACAGGAAGUGGACUACUUUAACAACUACCUGAUGGACGCCAAAAGACCGGCGCUGCCUGAGAACAAGCCCCCGCCGCCCCCAGCUCAAGCUCCGCCCGCCAGCUUUCCCGCUCAGUCGCCUCAACAGCAAAGCCUUCUGGGAUACCCGCCCGGCAUCAGGCCUCUGCUGCCCGCCUUCCCCAGUGCUCCCCCUUACCCAGCCAACCAGUUUGGGGCCGGCCGCGGUCACUAUGACAAUUUCAGGGGCAACAUGGGCUUCCCGGGCAAACAUCCAAACAACAGGGGUAUGCGAGGAGACCCGCGCUCCAUCAUCGAAUACAGAGACCUGGACGCUCCGGAUGACCUGGACUUCUUUUAAACAACCGGCAACCUUGCUUCCCAGGAUUUCCUCUCUUCUUCUGUGUGUGUGCACUGAGUGCGUGCGUGCGUUAGUGUGUUCCUUCCAGCUGGACCAAGGUCACUUUUGCAAGUCAUGAUAUCAUAAUAAAGAAAACAAUAACCACAA
Molecule: messenger RNA, 2847 nt
Organism: Hippocampus comes (tiger tail seahorse)
Lineage: Eukaryota; Metazoa; Chordata; Actinopteri; Syngnathiformes; Syngnathidae
Product: serrate RNA effector molecule homolog
Exons: 17
Coding region: 265-2700 (811 amino acids)
Biological process (GO): primary miRNA processing; mRNA processing
Cellular component (GO): nuclear body
Source: RefSeq, a predicted model, not a curated record